AUGCCAGGGAGAAGUGAUUUGCCAGCAACAAAAACAAUAACUGUCUACAGGAACGGAGACGCUUUCUUCCCCGGAAGGAAAAUAGUUGUGAAUCCGCGGCAGGUGUCAACCUUUGAGAGUUUUUUGACCUCUUUGACCAGAGGUAUUGAAGCUCCGUUUGGCGCCGUGAGGAGGCUGUACACACCUGCACAGGGCCACAAAGUUAAGCGUUUGGAUGACUUGAAUCACGGGAGUGUAUACGUUGCAGCCGGAAAUGAGCAGUUCAAAAAGCUGGACUAUUGUCAGAUAACAACCAAGAAACCAGAGAAUAAGAAGAAAGAACAGAUCCGGCCUGUUGUUCACAGCAGAAUAGUAGCUUCUGCUCGCUGGAGAAGAACUACUGAUGAGUCUUGCACAAUAAAUGUCUUUACCAACGGAGAUGUUUUGGUGCCUCCAACUCGAAUACGGAUUCCAAAGUACACUCUCAGAAACUGGGAAAAUGUUUUAGCCAUGGUGACAGAUAAAGUGCAUCUUCGUACAGGUGCUGUGUACAGGCUUUGCACAUUAGAGGGAGAUCCUGUCUGCAGUUCCACUGAACUGGAGAAGAACCAGCACUAUGUUGCAGUUGGUGCAGAAAAGUUUAAAGCUCUCCCAUAUGACCAGUGGGUCCCUAGGGAUUUAAUCUUGGAGAACAACACAGUCGAAAGCCAAGACAUCCUGCCUCCUAUUAGAAAGACAAGACAUGCAAAAGAUGCGGGAGACAUACCUCACCUUGCUACCUACAGAGGGGAUGAGGAGCCCUUUGCUCACACAGGCUUUAGAAAGGACCUUGAGCACACAGCCAGAGGCCAGAUGAAGAAACACACAGCCAAGCCAGAGAGAACCAAACAACAGAGGCAGCUGUCCAGAAACCCAGUACUCUUCUCGACAGGGGAGGGCAGCGUGUUCAGUGCGCAAAACAAAAGAAGUGAGAUGGCAGGAGCAGCAGAGGUGCAGGAGGACCGCCAGGUGAAAGUGGACCUGCCAAUUGAUCAGGUUGAGGCCAAGACAGUUGAAGAGGAGUAUGAAGACAGGAGUUGCUCUGCGAGUCCCUGCAAGGCCCCCCUCCAUGAUUCAGACGUCUUGUGUCUGCAGAGGUCUUUGUCUCAAGGUUCCAGGAAGGAUUGCAACCCUUCUUCAGGGCAAGGAGAGUCAGUAGAAGGCACAGGGCACAAUACUGGCACUGGAGACACAGGAUUAAAGACACCUGAGCCCCAGCUUGGUUACCAUUUCAAAGGCCUUAUUCGCCCCAUCAAGGUCAACUAUAAUCAACUGUAG
Seriola dumerili (greater amberjack) is the source of this 1296-nucleotide messenger RNA. RefSeq names its product doublecortin domain containing 2C (gene dcdc2c). The record is from RefSeq and is a predicted model, not a curated record. Gene Ontology annotation, biological process: intracellular signal transduction. NCBI's taxonomy places the organism in Eukaryota, Metazoa, Chordata, Actinopteri, Carangiformes, Carangidae. Gene Ontology annotation, cellular component: microtubule organizing center; microtubule. Bases 1 to 1296 code for a protein of 431 amino acids. The transcript is spliced from 12 exons.